This is a messenger RNA of Dinoponera quadriceps, 1513 nucleotides long. RefSeq names its product bax inhibitor 1 (gene BI-1). Gene Ontology annotation, biological process: cellular response to unfolded protein; negative regulation of RNA splicing; negative regulation of endoribonuclease activity. Gene Ontology annotation, cellular component: mitochondrial membrane. The transcript has 4 exons. The coding region runs from base 321 to 1031 and encodes 236 amino acids. NCBI's taxonomy places the organism in Eukaryota, Metazoa, Arthropoda, Insecta, Hymenoptera, Formicidae. Gene Ontology annotation, molecular function: enzyme binding. The record is from RefSeq and is a predicted model, not a curated record.
UCAGCGGUGUGCAUUUGACGAUCCGCGCACCAGCGCCAAUCGGACACGUCGUUUGUCCUCCUACCUUCGUCCGUUCUCGGUCGGUUUUCGACGUACGCGCAGAAUUAUCACUGACGUGUCCCCCGAGGAUCGACUACGUGCUCCUAUAUACGUAUGCACGUUCGUUAACUGCGUGAUAAUUUCAUUUGACGCGCGCGGAAGAGAGUCAGGCGGAAUAUCGCCAGUCAUUCGUGAUAGUCAUCGAGUUGUGACGUGACGUGUCCUACGUGUGUGUGUCUCUCGAGAGCAGUCGUUGAGAGAGUGCUGAGAACAACAAAAUUAUGGCAGCGGUACUGAACACCUUCGUCAACUCCUUCAGCAAUUCACUGAGUACACCGGUCAGACAGCAUCUGAAGAAUGUCUACGGCUGUCUGUCUCUGUCCACUGUGUCAGCGGCCGUCGGGGCUUACGUGCAUAUGAAUACACAACUCCUGCAGGCCAAUCUGUUGACUACUCUCGGAUCCUUGGGUCUCCUCAUCGCGUUGAUGUCAACUCCCGACAAUGGCAAAAAUCAGAAACUGCGUCUCGGCUACCUCCUGGGAUUCACAUUCCUGUCUGGUCUCGGGCUAGGACCCCUGCUCGAGCUAGUGAUCAGCAUAGACCCGAGUAUAGUUGUGACAGCGUUAAUCGGUACGACAGCCAUCUUCGUUUCUUUUAGCAUUUCCGCGCUGUUAGCCGAACGUGGACGAUGGUUGUAUCUUGGCGGCACUCUGAUGAGCAUGCUGAACAUCAUGAUUAUAUUUUCCGUGGCAAAUCUGUUCUUGCGCUCAUACCUGAUUCACCAAGCGCACUUGUACGUGGGAUUCUUCGUGAUCUGCGGCUUCGUCAUCUAUGACACGCAGCUGAUCAUCGAGAAACAUCAUAUGGGCAGUAGGGACUUCAUCAUGCACUCCUUGGACCUGUUCAUAGACUUCGUAGGCGUUUUCCGACAUCUUCUGAUAAUCCUUACGCAAAAGGAAUUGUCCAAGGAUUCACGCAAACGUAAAGAUUGAACGAACCGGUGGGAGGGUGGUGUUAUGGCGCAUUCUCAAGUAAAUCCAUAAACUAGAGGUCUUCAUGUAAUCUAUCCAUACUUAGGUAUUUGUGUAUAUAUACAUACCGGAAGAAAAGAAAUUAUACAAGUAUCUAUAUACCACGUCUCAUACCAUAUAUAUACACAUAUACAUCUCUUUAGUAAACGAUACACGACGAGACUAUAUAUAUAUAUAAAUAUAUUUAAUAUAAUAAAAACAGAAAAAAAUGUUAGAGAUGCGGUCUAUUUACUCGAUGCGAAAAGAGAAAUCGGCUUUCUGCGUCCGAUCACAGAGACAAGGCGUAAUUUAUUUUGGUUAUAUCUUCAAGUUGUAAUUCUCCAUCACAUUUGCGCGCGUGUGUAUGUGUGUAUGCGUGCGUGAACAUGUACCUGUACACAUGAAACACACAUGUAAUGCAAGUGUAUUAUAUUUUCGACUUUCAAUAAAUAAAUUUUCCCAAA